GGACCACCUUGCUUUCGCAUGCAUCUGGACACUCGUUGUAGCUGCCCCUGCUUUACGAUUAACGCUUAGUUUCUCCUAAUUCAAAGCUUGUGACAUGGACGUCACAAUGUGACGGCUGAUCUUCCCCUUUGAUGGCCACCCUGAGUAAAGCCAACCAUGCGAAGAUGAGCUUUCAGCACUUCAGACUGCAGAAUAUCGGCCCGCAGCCCUCGCAGCCCUCAAAUGGUACCUCUGAAAGCAUGUCUUCGCUCACGCAAGCCCUGGGCCAGUCUCAAGAAACCGAAUCAGUGAGCGCGCCCGUGUCGACUGGCCCAAAGAAGGCGCCGUAUGGCUCAGGGGACGUCGAUGAUGGGUACACGCUCGUCUUCAACUCGAUGGCGGCAUUUCUGGAAUGGAAGCGGCGCGAGGAGGAAGAGAAGAUGAUCGAGUUUGUGAAGGGUGACACGCACGGGUCCAAGGCGGUCCCGCCGCGGUUCAAAGACCACACGAAACUGGUAUGCGCGCGGCACUCGCGGAGUGGGAGGAAGAAGUAUGUGAAAAAGUUCCCGGAUAGGGUGCGAAAGGUGCCCAGUCGAAAGCUUGAGGGGGUAGGAUGUCCCGCAUCGAUAAGCUACAAGACGUACUUUGACAGCGACGAAGUACGGGCAAUGUACAAUGCGGAACAUUCGCAUGAGAUUGGACUCGCCAACCUGCCCUUCACGAAGCGUGGACGAAGAGCGGCGCAGGAGCAAAGUCGCGCAAGGGCUCGAGGUCAGACCCGAUCUGAUGGAACUGCCUCGUCAAGCCCCUCUUCAGCAGCACCUUCUUGCACUGGCGCAACGCCCGUGAGUGCCGUCGCCGGUCUCUCCCCCGUCUCUCCGCAAUCAGCAAGUGCCCCGCCGCCCGCUCACCACCCUCUCUCUCCGCAUCUCCCUCAACGCUACCAGACGUCCAUCUCAAUGGUCGCCCCACCCCCUCCGCCGCCAGCCGUGCAUCAGCCUGUCGCACAGCCAUCAAUGGACAUGUCUCAGGAACGAUGGGAUCGCAUGGGCGUGCUCUUCGGGAGCAUCCGAGACCACGCGCGGACGUUCCAGUACCAGCCGGCGUCCAUGGCAGCACUCGAGAGCGUGCUCAUCCGACUUUAUCUUGAGAGCCCCAUGGCGGGGAUGGCUCAGCCGCCGCCACAUGCGAUGGGCGGGAUGGAAGGUAUCGGGUUGAACGGUGUGCAUGAGAUGGAUGACAUAGGUGAACAGGAUCGCAUGGUCACUUAGUCUUUCGAUGAUAUUUGGAAAACAUCUCUGCUGUAUGUAUAUACAUGCUCAACAGUUUUAUAUAAAACCGGGAGCCGUGUAUGAACGAAGAGUAGACAUGUCAUGACAUCAUGUAUCAUUGGCUGUACUUUCACUUGAAGCGAGGCC
This is a messenger RNA of Laetiporus sulphureus 93-53, 1397 nucleotides long. RefSeq lists its product as uncharacterized. Bases 132 to 1250 code for a protein of 372 amino acids. NCBI's taxonomy places the organism in Eukaryota, Fungi, Basidiomycota, Agaricomycetes, Polyporales, Laetiporaceae. The record is from RefSeq and is a predicted model, not a curated record. The transcript has 3 exons.